AUAAAUACCAUCAUCGUCUCAUCUUAUCUCCACACUUGUAACAUACCAGUUCUUUCUUUUACUCUAUACAUUGUAUACGCAGUUUCUUGCUAUCCCUUAUUUCAACAUCAAGAAAAAUUUAUCAUGGCUUCACAUAGUUCUUUAAUGCUGCUAUUGCUUCUUGGCAUCUUCUCUUCCAUGGCAGCUGCAAAUUUUUACCAAAAUUUUGACAUUACAUGGGGAGAUGGCCGAGCUAAGAUUCUCAACAAUGGAGACCUUCUUACGCUUAAACUUGACCAAGCUUCUGGUUCUGGAUUUCAAUCCAAAAAUGAGUAUUUGUUUGGACAAAUUGACAUGCAACUCAAGCUUGUCCCUGGCAACUCCGCUGGCACCGUUACUGCCUAUUAUUUAUCGUCAAAAGGGUCUACUUGGGAUGAGAUAGACUUCGAGUUCUUGGGAAAUUUGAGUGGAGAUCCUUACAUUCUCCACACCAAUGUGUUUAGCCAAGGCAAAGGAAACAGAGAGCAACAAUUCUAUUUAUGGUUCGACCCAACUGCUGAUUUCCAUACCUAUUCCAUUCUUUGGAAUCCCCAACGCAUCAUCUUCUCCGUUGAUGGAACCCCAAUUAGAGAGUUCAAGAACUUGGAAUCCAUUGGAGUUCCAUUUCCAAAGAAUCAACCAAUGAGAAUAUACUCUAGUCUCUGGAAUGCAGAUGAUUGGGCUACAAGAGGUGGUCUUGUGAAGACAGAUUGGACUCAAGCUCCCUUCACUGCAUCUUACAGAAACUUCAAAGCAAAUGCUUGUGUAUGGUCUAAUGGAGCGUCUUCUUGUGGCACAAAUUCUGCAUCUAACACAACUUCUUGGCUUUCCGACGAGCUUGAUUCAACAAGUCAAGAGAGGCUCAAAUGGGUGCAAAAGAAUUACAUGAUAUAUGAUUACUGCGCUGAUGAUAAGAGAUUUCCGGAAGGAUUCCCUACGGAAUGCAGCAUGUCAUAAAAGAACGACGACAUACUGUUCAAUACAAAAAAAUUUUUCUUUUCUUUUUUAAUUUUUCAACAUAUGUUGAUUCUUUCUUUUUCUUUUCCCAUUCUUUUGCUCUAUUUAAUUGGAUUUAACAAAAUUAUUUCUACUA
This is a messenger RNA of Jatropha curcas, 1111 nucleotides long. RefSeq names its product putative xyloglucan endotransglucosylase/hydrolase protein 23. The record is from RefSeq and is a predicted model, not a curated record. Gene Ontology annotation, biological process: cell wall biogenesis; xyloglucan metabolic process. Gene Ontology annotation, cellular component: apoplast; cell wall. NCBI's taxonomy places the organism in Eukaryota, Viridiplantae, Streptophyta, Magnoliopsida, Malpighiales, Euphorbiaceae. Gene Ontology annotation, molecular function: hydrolase activity, hydrolyzing O-glycosyl compounds; xyloglucan:xyloglucosyl transferase activity.